Molecule: messenger RNA, 2258 nt
Organism: Marmota flaviventris (yellow-bellied marmot)
Lineage: Eukaryota; Metazoa; Chordata; Mammalia; Rodentia; Sciuridae
Source: RefSeq, a predicted model, not a curated record
GAGUUUUUCCUUUUUCUUUUCUUUCUUUCUUUUUUUUUUUUCCUCUUCCAGAGUAUUUACUGUUAUCAGUUUUAUUAAUGGGUUUUACAGUGUUAACCUUUUCUUGAAAUUCUUUGUCUUGUAUGAGGUCAUAGUUUUCCUGUUUCCUCCAGCCUCCUUCAUAUUUCUUUUUGCUGCAGAUUUACUUUCUUCUGAAUUUGGAAAUCCCAGAGGGCUGUUUUGUUUUUACAGUUCUGGAGAUUGAACCCAGAGCUCACAGAUGGCUAGGGUAAAUGCUCUAUCAUAAGCUAGGUUCCUGGAGAGAGCCAGCUAUCUAACACAGACAUCCAUCAGUAUCCAUAGAUUUGUUCCAGGGUCCCUCCAGAUACCAAGAUCUGAGGAUGCUCAAAACUCAUGAAAUGACUUAGUAUCUACAUGAGACAUGAAUGAAAGUUCUGUGGAAAACCAAGAGAAAGAACUUCAGGAUCUGUUAUGGCAUCUACUGGCUAAUUUUGAAAGAGAUGACAAUAUAAUACCUGGAAUCUGGAUUACAUUAUAAAUCCUUAAAGAGAAGUACAUGGGGAUCCUGAGAUAUUUCUCUGUGUCAAAAGUGGAGAGAAGCAUCUUGUCAUAGUUACAGAAACAGGAAUAGUGUGGUUACUCUUCAAAGUGAUGAUUUCAGAAACAUUGCAAGUGAAAUAUAUUUGUCUUUGAAAUUCCAAGCCAAAUGGCCACACAAGACUCCCCUGUGAAAUUCUGUAAGAAAGAACUUCAGGAUCCUCAGGAGAGCAGAGAUCUCUUUGUAACUGAAGAAAACACUGAGAGAAAAGUAAUAAGAGGGGAAAAUCUUUCGAUGAACCGUUGUUCAGAAAACCUUCAAGUUAAACUUGUGUCUGAUGUAACAGAACUGGAGUCACCAUUGUUUGGUCAUGAGGCAAAUUGCCAGAGUAGACAGUUGGAGGGUUCUUUGGGUCCCUUUGACGGUAACUGUAAAGAUAUUUAUAGAUGGAGAUCACAGUUGGUUAGCUGUAGUCAUCAGAGAGCUCACACAGAGGAACAACCCUGUAACCAUAAUGACUGUGGGAAAAUACCAAUUACCAGCCCAGAUGUUCACCCCUCUGAAAAAAUCCAUACUGCAGACAAACAGUGCAAAUGUGGUGGGUGUGGCAAGGGCUUCAGUCAGAACUCAGAAAUACCACUUCAUCAGAGAGACCACACAGAAGGAAAACCCUACAAAUGUGAGCAGUGUGGGAAGGGCUUCACCAGGAGCUCUAGUCUGCUGAUCCAUCAAGCAGUCCACACGGAUGAGAAACCUUAUAAGUGUGACAAGUGUGGGAAGGGCUUCACCAGGAGCUCUAGUCUGCUUAUCCAUCACGCAGUCCAUACGGGUGAGAAACCUUAUAAAUGUGACAAGUGUGGGAAGGGCUUCAGUCAGAGCUCCAAACUGCACAUCCACCAGCGAGUCCAUACUGGGGAGAAACCCUAUGAGUGUGGGGAAUGUGGGAUGAGCUUCAGUCAGCGCUCAAACCUGCACAUCCACCAGCGAGUCCACACAGGAGAGAGGCCCUACAAGUGUGGAGAGUGUGGGAAGGGCUUUAGCCAGAGCUCAAACCUUCACAUUCACCGGUGCAUCCACACAGGAGAGAAGCCUUACCAGUGCUAUGAGUGUGGGAAGGGCUUCAGCCAGAGCUCAGACCUUCGCAUCCAUCUCAGGGUCCAUACUGGGGAGAAGCCCUAUCACUGCGGCAAGUGUGGGAAAGGGUUUAGCCAGAGUUCCAAGCUCCUCAUCCACCAGAGAGUGCAUACUGGAGAGAAGCCCUAUGAGUGCAGCAAAUGUGGAAAGGGCUUCAGCCAGAGCUCCAACCUUCACAUCCACCAGCGAGUUCACAGGAAAGAUCCCCAUUAAGUGACAUGAACCUGUUCAGGCUUUUGAGUACUUGUACUAUAAAGACUCAUAUAUUUUUAGUGUAACUCUUACUGUAUCUCAUGAAGGAGAUAGAUAGUAAGGUUAUUCAUAUAUGUUCCCUCACUGAAAAAUCAUUCAUCCAUUUAAAGUAUUUAAGUAUCAAGCACUGUGUUAUGGUAUACAAUGAGUGGACUAUUAUUCUGGUUGAUGACAGAGUGAAAACAUCUGUGCUGUGCAAUUUAGCAGUGUUAUUAGAACUAUGUAUCCUAUCCAGAAUUUUUAACUGCAAGAACUUUAUGUUUAUCCAAGCAGGGCAUGUUUUUCUUUGUUCACAUUCUCUUGAGAAAUUAGACUUAUUGUUUCUCUUCAAAUU